Molecule: messenger RNA, 864 nt
Organism: Lathyrus oleraceus (garden pea)
Lineage: Eukaryota; Viridiplantae; Streptophyta; Magnoliopsida; Fabales; Fabaceae
Exons: 3
Coding region: 1-864 (287 amino acids)
Biological process (GO): DNA repair
Molecular function (GO): catalytic activity
Source: RefSeq, a predicted model, not a curated record
AUGGGCGACAAGGAUUCACCCUUGGGGGAUCUAACGGUUAUAAUUACCACUAUGGAUGGAAAAGUUUCACGCUUGGAGGAUCUAGUGGAUAUAAUUACCCCUAUGGGAAGCAAAGAUCUACCCUUGGGGGAUUCAACACAUAUAAUUGCCAUUAUGGACGACAAGGAUCCACCCUUGGGGGAUCCAUCAGAUAUAAUUACCCCUAUGGGUGACAAGGAUCCACCCUUGGGGGAUCUAGCAGAUAUAAUUGCCACUAUAGGCGGAAAGGAUCCACCUUUGUGGGAUCCAACGAAUAUAAUUGCCACUAUGGGCGGAAAGGAUCCACCCUUGGAGGAUCCAUCAGAUAUAUUUGACUCUAUGGCACUCUCUACAUACCCAUCUCAAAUCCAAUCUCUUUCUCUCACUAAGAAAAAACCCGAUCUGGUUUCUCUCAACCAAUUCUACUGCAACGAACUCCCUUCUCUCAUUCACCAACGAAACCCUAACCCUUUCAUCACCACUCAAGAACUUUCCAAACUCAUGCAAUGGAAACUCACCCGUGGAAAAUGGAGGCCGCGUUUGUUGGAUUUUGUCUCUUCGAUAGAAGAUGCUGUUGUGAAACGUUCUUCUGAGAAAGCUUUUGAGAGUCUUCCUGAUGUGGAGAAAGCGAUUUCUGAGUUAAGUGCGUUGAAAGGAGUUGGUCCUGCUACUGCUUCUGCUGUUUUGGCUGCUUUUGCUCCGAACUUGACCCCUUUUAUGUCUGAUGAGGUAGUUAUUCGUUUUUGUUUUAUCACAAGUUACAUUUUCAGUUCAAUCCCUUAUAUCAUCAUUAUCAUGAUCACAGUGCAUUUGAUAUCAACUUUUUUUAGUGUAUCCGUAUUUUAG